AUGGGAAACGGCGUAUGGGGGCGCGUCAGAGCGAUGUACGAUGCUCGUUUGGGUGCCGGGCCGGCGGACGGGUCGAAUGCUAGGAUCGCUAUUGCGGUUCGAAUAAUUGCCGCGUGUUAUCGAGCGACAGUUUCGCUGAGAUUGGAUGCGACGCGGCAUCGUUAUGCCGUGAGUCCUGAAACGGCAGGGGCGACUCAUUUGGCCCUCGACGAGUGUGGAACCCCUGUGGUGGACAGGAAUUUCGAUGGACGCAUUGUAGCGUCCCCGAAGUCCUGUGAUACAUCUCCGUCAACCCUCGACAUGUCCGAAGGACUUGUACGGCUUGAUGAAGGAGUGUUGGAACAAGGACGAGCUUGGGAGGCCGCCUUUCAAGGAAAUCCAUAUGUUUCUCCGCCGGAUGACUCUGAAUUAUCACAAUGACUGAUGAGGAGCAAACUUUUCUUCACGCACCGCGGAUGGGUCCAAUCGGAGGCUGCUGAAACGCAGAGGCCACCGUGGCUCUGCGUUAAGUCGCCGAACCCUGUGCUGUCAGGAUGGCUGUCGUAUUUUGUUACCACUGUCCACGACCUCUGUCUCACGGAUUCGAUUCCUGCUAGUGAUCUAGAGUUGAGAUAUUUGUGCUGUUCUAGUGCGUGAUUGACCGGAAUAACUUUGUUUUCGCUGUGGACCAGCCGAGCUUUGAGUGACAAAUCUGGUUGCACAAUAUUAUUAUAAUACGGCGUUGACCCUAAAAAUUGCAGUAAUCCUGGAGUGCUGUAGCUGACCUUGAUGACAUGAAAGAGGUUUACUGUGUGUGACUGAACCGAACUGAACACUAGCUAAUAGGAACGUACAGUAUUACCUCAAUAUAAUGCCAAACUUAUCUGAUGUCAGAGGAAAUCAGCACUGAUGAAAAUGUUGCAAUAUGAUACCGACGCUACUUGAUUAAAUGCAUGGAACCUCUGUAGAUGUGGAAGAUGGGAGUGGAGCGAGAUGAGCUAUCGUCGUCCGUCUUGUGUGGUCCUCUUAUUAUGAAGAAACUUGUGUUCCGCUAUAACUGAGAGGGGUACGACGAAAGUCCGCGCUAUUUUUUAAAUAAUUUUGUGGCCUUAUUUUUCUCUUGAAUAGGCAAAUUUAAAAUUGUUUCGGUUUCUUUGAUGAUUAAUGGUAUGCAAAAUGAAAAUAGCUGUUAGUGAAAAACAAAUAUUGAAAGUGAAACUUUCUUUUUUUAUCUCGCGCGAAUAAAUUAUGGCUAUUCGUUGUUCGCUAAAAUCAAUCGCUUUGUUUUUGUUGGUCGCACAUGUGGUGGUCGGUCAUGUACUGUAACAGCAGCGAGAUAUUUCCGCGUCUUACCUUCGAGCUGUUUUUACCGGAAAGUGCGGUUUUCUGACCUAUAGUCCCGUGCUUGGAAUUCUUGAGUCUGGAUUUUCUAAAAUGUACUCGAGGCUUUUAGGGAUAUUGCUCCCUUUCUCGAGGUAUAAGGCGCGUUUACGCUUAUUUCGACGGCGAUAGAUUUUUAUUUUAAUUUUCCGGGGCAUUUCGUCGACUCCCGCAGUCUCUCAGAGUUUUCUGACGAAGUUAUAUGGAAAUCGAUCGAGGUAUGCGGAUGUUCCAGCAGAGGAAUGUACAAUGCGUAAACCUUGUUGUACGGCUGUCACAAAGGAGUUUGAAGUGAGUGUUCAAAAACGUGAGAUUUUUUUUCUCAUGUUUCGCGAGCUCGAGGUAGAGUUUUGCUGCGAGCUCUGGAAACGUGAUAUUGAUGACUUGUUAUUUUUUUUAUAAAACAUUCUUGAUGUUCAUUGUCUGUCGAUGUGAAUUUUCGAAAUGGGGUUGAUCCUGUGACGUCGACACUGUCGAUUGCAUCUCGCUGUUCUCAGAUAUUCACUUUUUCGAUAGUUGGGAUUGCUGGUCUAAUCCAAAUCUGUAGUUAGCAGUUGCGGGCUGUGGCCCCUCAGAGGUUGACCAAAUCGAUCGUUUAGUGAAGAAAUCCCCGCAAGUUCGCUGAUGAACUAUUCGGAAGACCCUCGUUUUAUCGCUGAGAAAAAAUUGUUUGUGUCGGACGGAAGGUAAAAAGGUGUUCCUUCGUGUUUUUCCA
This is a messenger RNA of Notodromas monacha, 2074 nucleotides long. The record is from the annotation of a GenBank genome assembly. NCBI's taxonomy places the organism in Eukaryota, Metazoa, Arthropoda, Ostracoda, Podocopida, Cyprididae.